UCUACGAGAUCGCCAAUGUACUACUACCCCUCUCAGAAUCCAUGUUCGGGCCAGAAUCGUCCGCUUUCUCUUGUUCUAUUGGGCAGCUUAAAGAUAUGCAUACUGGGGAUAUAUUACCAUCCUCGGUACAAACGACCUUGAACUACCUCGUAGUGGGUCGCUUAUACGAAAGCUACAUAUUAAGCACUUAUGAAGUCAUAUAUGCGAAAAGUUGUGUAUAAAAGAGCUUGAUCCUAGAUGUUGUUUUCUCGAGCAAGCAAUCAGGUCCUUUGCUCAUCUCCUACGCACCAUGCUGCUGCAGUCACUAUUUGCGUGGGCAUUGACUCUAGGGUCAUGCGUCGCCCAGAACAGUACAAAUGGCACAUGGCCAAUACACAACAAUGGUCUCACUACGCAGAUUGAAUGGGAUCAUUAUAGUAUGAUAGUCAAUGGACAACGUUUCUUUUUAUGGUCCGGCGAGCUCCAUUAUUGGCGAAUUCCCGUGCCGGAACUGUGGGUUGAUGUUCUACAAAAGAUCAAGGCCGCUGGUUUCAAUACAUUUGCGAUUUAUACACACUGGUACUUUCAUAAUCCAAACUCUGAAACGCUCGACUUCGAAAAUGCAGCACACGAUUUCACAAAGAUCUUUGAUCUUGCUAAAGAAUUGGGAAUGUAUGUUGUGUUUCGCCCAGGGCCUUAUGUCAAUGCCGAGUCCAAUGCUGGAGCUUUCCCAUUAUGGUUGACGACCGGGGCUUAUGGAGCUCUUCGAAAUAAUGAUACUCGCUAUACUGAAGCCUGGACACCUUUCUGGGAAAAGGUUGCCUCUAUAGUUGCCCCAUAUCAACUUACCAAUGGAGGAAAUGUUCUCACUUAUCAAAUUGAGAACGAGCUGGGCUCACAAUGGCGUGGAGCCCCAUCCAAAAAAAUUCCCAAUCUAUCUUCCGUUCAGUACAUGGAAGCAUUGGAAGCCUCUGCACGAGCUCAAGGUAUUACAAUACCAUUCCAAGCCAACGAUCCUAAUCUCAACUCAGACUCGUGGUCAAAGGAUUUCUAUGAUGGCUAUGGCUCAGUAGACAUCUAUGGUAUGGAUUCUUAUCCAGCAUGCUGGACUUGCAAUUUGACAGAGUGCGAUUCCACAAACGGAGCAUACAAACCUUUCAACGUCAUCGAUUAUUACGAUCAUUUCGAAGCAAUCUCACCAACUCAGCCAUCAUUUCUCCCAGAAUUUCAAGGUGGUAGUUUCAAUCCCUGGGGUGGCCCCGAAGGUGGAUGUCCAGAAAACUCUCCGCCCGAUUUCGCAAAUCUCUUCUAUCGCAAUAACGUUGGACAAAGAGUGACAGCCAUGAGUCUUUAUAUGCUUUACGGAGGAACUAACUGGGGUUGGUUAGCAGCUCCCGUCGUGGCAACUAGUUACGAUUACUCGAGUCCAAUCUCUGAAAACAGAAUGAUCAAUGACAAGUAUGCCGAAACCAAAUUGUUCGGCCAAUUCCUUCGUGUAGCCAAAGAUUUGACAAAGACUGAUCGAAUUGGCACAAACCAAACCGCUUCUACCAAUCCAAAUAUCGUAUACUCCGAACUACGCAAUCCAGAUACAAAUGGCGCGUUCUACGUUACGAUCCACCAGGAAUCUACAGUUGGCACCAGAGAGGAAUUCUACAUCCACGCUAACACAUCCAAAGGAGAGUUCACGAUUCCUCAAAAGGCCGCGCCCAUUGUUUUGGAUGGCUUCCAAUCUAAAAUUAUUGUCACAGACUUCAGCUUUGGAUCUCACUCGCUAUUGUACUCUACAGCUGAAGUUCUUUCCCAUUCUGUUGUAGAUGAGCAAGACAUUCUAGCUCUCUGGAUGCCAACUGGUGAAGCUGGCGAAUUCGUUAUCACUGGUGCGAAAUCCGGCAAAGUUUCCAGUUGUGGAGGUUGUUCUUCCGUUGGUUUCUACCCACAAGGGGAUGAUCUCCUCGUCACCAUCUCUCAAUCCAAAGGCAUUAGUAUCUUGACAUUUGACGAUGGACUCCGUGUUCUCGUCAUGGAUAGAUCAUACGCAUAUGAAUUCUGGGUCCCAGUUCUCACAGCAGAUCCAUUCAGUCCUGCGAACGAAACUGUGUUUGUUCAAGGCCCAAGUCUAGUCCGAAGCGUUUCCUACUCCUCCGAUGGUACAACUUUGGAGCUCACCGGAGACAACAAUGGAACUUCGACACAGAUCGAGGUUUUCCCACCCAAGGUCGUAAGCAAAGUUACAUGGAACGGUCAAUCCAUUACGACAUCCAAGACAGAUUACGGUAGCUUAAUCGGCAGUCUCACCGGUCCGACACUUGAUUCUUUGACUUUACCAGAGAUUUCUGGCUGGAAAGCAAACGACAGCUUACCUGAACGUCUAUCUACAUAUGAUGAUAGCUGGUGGAUCGCUGCCGAUCACAUGAACACUUCAAAUCCAACCAAGCCAGAAACACUUCCAGUGCUCUACAUCGAUGAUUAUGGAUACCAUGUUGGAAAUCAUCUCUGGCGUGGAAGAUUCGAAGGUUCAGCAAGCGGAGUAUAUCUCAGCGUCACUGGAGGUCGUGCUUUCGGCUAUAGUGCCUGGCUGAAUGGCGAGUUUAUCGGCUCAUAUCUAGGAGCUGCUUACCCAGAUACAGGAAAAUUGACACUUUCCUUCAGUAAUGUCACCGUCAACUCGAAUUCUACCAAUAUCCUUCUCGUUCUUCAGGAUAACUCUGGUCAUGAUGAGACCAGCGAGGCACUCAAUCCACGAGGAAUCAAUAAUGCAACCUUAAUCAGUUCUUCUGCCAAGAAUUUCACAUCAUGGAAAGUCACCGGUACGGCUGGUAAGCCAGAUACAGCAAUCGAUCCUGUCCGUGGUAUUCUCUCAGAGGGUGGUCUCUACGCCGAACGUCUCGGAUGGCAUCUUCCAGGUUUCGACGACAGUGAAUGGUCCUCCGCAUCCCCAAGCAACGUUUCUUCUUCAGCCGGCGUAACAUUCUACCGCACCACCGUUCCUUUAGCCAUUCCUACAGGUCUCGACGUGGCAAUAUCUUUCACACUCAACGCUUCACCCUCAAACGCAGCUCUUCGUGCCCUUCUUUUCGUGAACGGAUACCAAUAUGGACGAUUUAGUCCCUGGAUUGGAAACCAAGUUGAAUUCCCUGUACCACCUGGAAUCUUAAAUUACGAUGGGGAUAAUGUUAUUGGGUUGAGUGUUUGGAGACAAGAAGAGGGUGGUGAGAGUAUGGGUGUUGAUGUUGGAUGGAAGGUUACGGGGGCUUUUGCAAGUAGUUUUGAGCCCAUCUUUGAUGCAACAUACUUGCAGCCCGGAUGGACUGAGGAGAGAUUACAGUAUGCUUGAUGGCUGUAUCGUUGUAAUAAUGAUUUGAUGUAUUAUGGAGGAAAACGUUUAUUGUACGAUUUAAAUUUAUGUCGAUGUCACGAAAUUUAUUUUGUGGCACCCUUGAUUUAUGCUGUUGUCGUUUUUGAAAGCAGAGUUCUUGUCCUAUUGAAUUUCUCGCGUUUUUGCUUCGUGGCAUUUGAUAUUAUUAACUAACAUAUUAUCAACCAACAUAUGUUGUAUC
Messenger RNA from Botrytis deweyae, 3539 nucleotides. RefSeq lists its product as uncharacterized. The transcript has 2 exons. Bases 290 to 3316 code for a protein of 1008 amino acids. Gene Ontology annotation, molecular function: beta-galactosidase activity. Gene Ontology annotation, biological process: carbohydrate metabolic process. NCBI's taxonomy places the organism in Eukaryota, Fungi, Ascomycota, Leotiomycetes, Helotiales, Sclerotiniaceae. The record is from RefSeq and is a predicted model, not a curated record. Gene Ontology annotation, cellular component: vacuole.